AUGCACAUCCCCUCCUUACAUGCACCCUUGCCUCCAUCACCGGUGACUCGCACUCGCACUGCAUCUCUUCUCCCUCCUCCCCUGUGUCACAACCAAACCAACACAUCACAUCGCCUCCCACACCUUCCACCUCCACCACCACCACCACCACCAGGGUCGGAGGGAGGAGGCACGAGGAAAUCGGCUGUGGAGCAGUGCGACGCGAUGUCGACUGCCUUCAAUGCGCUAUUGACGAUCACUUCUCCCCUCCCCUCCCCUCCCCUCCCCAACCUCCUCAAUCCACUUAAAAAGGCACGACAUGGAGGCGGAAUCAUCGUCUUCUCCUCCUCCUCCUCCUCCUUUCUCAACCCUCUCCGUCGCCAGUUUGAUUCUGCCGUUGACGAAGUCGGUUUUGCAUGCUUUGGUGGCAAUUUGACGGAGUGGUUGGAGUUCCCCAAUGAAUUGUCGUGCACUGUUGUGUAUGCUGACAAUGCAUGCAAAGUGGAGAACUACACCAAGUGGUGGCAUGGCGAGUCUGGUCUUCGACAUCAGUUGAACCUCACAGCUGCCUGCAACUCCGUAUGCCGAGUGCGAGAUUACAAUAAUCGCUUUGGUGACUGGUUUUCCUGUCCACAAGCUUCUGACUACAACCCCGUGUGUUGGGAGUCCUCCUCUUCACCUCUCCCGGGGAAUGGGGACGCGAAGAUUCAGAUGUCUUUCCUUAAUCCCUGUCUCGCUGGCUGUGCCUCCCAGGGCUUUCACACUGAACCUGAUGGCAAAGUCGUGGAGAUUUACACCGACUGUAAUUGCGUUACCAACACCAGCCUUGUACCAGAGGGCGUUCAUUCUCUCGGGGGCAGUGCUUUACGUGGGACCACCAAAAAGGGCGUCUGUAGACCCCAAUGUCUCCGAUAUGCACCCUUUCUUAUCGUUACUUUCCUCACAAUCUUCCUCACCAGUGUAAAUCAAAAUCCCAGCAAUGUGAUCACUCUGAGGAUUUCCAGUCAUGAACUUUUUAUGUUGGCUGUUAGUUGCGUGGCUCCAGAGGAUGGAACGGCAGCACUCGGUCUUCAAGUCUUCUUUUCUCGAACCCUGGCCUUCAUUCCGACUCCCAUCUACUUCGGUGCCCUGAUGGAUCGCACGUGCCGUGUACGAGCGUUGCCACAACGGGUGAUUUGCGAAUCGCAACAGCACCACCUCCUCCUCCUGUCGGCGAUGAAACUGGCCCCAUUGGAGGGCGCCUGCUUGGAGUACGACGUGCACGCUCUCCCCUUCGCAUGGCUUGGCGGAGUGACAGUCUUCAAGUGUCUCAGCAUCCUUAUUGCCAUUCUCACCUGGCGCUACUCCUGGUAG
This is a messenger RNA of Hydatigera taeniaeformis, 1332 nucleotides long. The record is from the annotation of a GenBank genome assembly. NCBI's taxonomy places the organism in Eukaryota, Metazoa, Platyhelminthes, Cestoda, Cyclophyllidea, Taeniidae.